AGUUCCGAUGUAGUCAAUCAGAGCGUCCUCCCCAGGCGGGCGCGUGACGUCAGAGGCGGGGCGGAGUCCAGUUGUAAUUUUUGGCGCGUUCCUGUGCCGACCGGGAAGAGGACGCGGUGUUGGCCGAGAUUCUUCUGCUCAUCUCUUGGGCCGCCCACCUGAUCUGCCUGCCGUCACACUUGCUCAUCUCAACUAUUCUCUCAACAACAUGGAUGUGGAGGAAGACAACCUGUCUCUACUGGCAUCCCUGCUGGAGGAGAACGAGGCAGCCUUGCCUUGUCACUCAGAAGAGAGAGACUCCUUGUCUCCCGAGGACCGUGAGCCUGAUGAAUUUGAUGAGCUUUUUGAUGCUGAUGGCGAUGGCGAAUCUUACACAGAAGAGCCCGACAGUGGAGAAGAGGGAAAGAAAGAAAACCAGGAGGAAAAUUUGGCCACUCUCUUUGGCGAUGUGGGGGAUUUAACCGAUGAUGAACUUUCUAUUUCGCAAGUUGAGAACAAGGUCCUCCCUGUUCCUGCUCCCAGCCAAGAAAAAACCAAUCAGGAGUUGCAAGAUGAAUUAAAGAAGUUGCAAGAGCAAAUGAAAUCCUUACAGGAGCAGCUAAAGGCAGCAUCAAUUAAACAGCCUCCAAGUGUAGCCCUUUUGCACAAAUCACCUGGAGGUGCAUCUCUUCAGCCCCCUCUUAAGGAAAAGAAAGUUCGGAGAAUCCAGGAGUCAGCAUGCUUUUCUGCAGAGCUUGAUGUCCCUGCUUUGCCCAGAGCCAAGCGGGUAGCUAGGACGCCAAAGACGCCUGCAGAGUCGUCUUCAAGGACAAGCGCACCCUCACAACCGCUACAGGUUAUUUCCAAUUUUCUAGAGCCCAAAAGCUCCUCUCCAAGACCAAAAAGUGCAUCCUCACCACAAACCGUUCCUGGAAACAAACCCAGUGGGAUGACUAGAAAUCAGAGCACAGGAACCCCUGGGAAUUCUGAGGAACGGGCCCCACAGGUUCCCCAGGUCUCCGUGGAAGCCUUCUCAGGCUUGCGACUCAGGCGACCUCGAGUAUCCUCCACAGAAAUGAACAGGAAAAUGACAGGUCGGAAACUGAUCAGACUGUCUCAGAUCAAGGAGAAGAUUGCAACUGAGAACCUGGAAGAAACGGACUGGGUGACAUUUGGGGUGAUCCUGAGAAAAGUCACUCCACAGAGCACUAACAGCGGGAAAACAUUUAGCAUCUGGAAACUAAAUGACCUUCGUGACCUGACGCGGUGUGUGUCCUUGUUCUUGUUUGGAGAAGUCCACAAAGAUCUCUGGAAGACAGAGCAAGGGACUGUCAUAGGAUUGCUCAAUGCAAAUCCCAUGAAGCCCAAAGAAGGCUCCGAGGAGGUGUGCUUAUCUAUUGAUCAUCCUCAAAAAGUCUUAAUUAUGGGAGAAGCUAUGGACCUGGGAACCUGUAAAGCCAAGAAGAAGAAUGGAGAGCCAUGUACACAGAUUGUUAAUUUGCAUGACUGCGAAUACUGCCAGUAUCACAUCCAGGCCCAGUACAAGAAGCUUAGUGCAAAGCGGUCGGAUCUGCAGUCGACCUUCUCCGGGGGACGGAUUCCAAAGAAGUUCCGCAAAGGCACCAGCCUGAAAGAGCGGCUGUGUCAAGAUGGUUUCUACUACGGUGGGGUUUCUUCUGAAUCCUUUGCAGCGUCCAUGGCAGCAGCUAUAGCUCCUAAGAAGAAGGUUCAGACCACUCUGACUAAUCUGGUUGUGAGGGGCACAAGCUCCAUCAUCCAGGAAACAAAACAAAAGCUCGGAAUUCCCCAGAAGAGCUUGUCUUGCUCCGAGGAGUUCAGGGAAUUGAUGGCCCUGCCCACAUUUGGAGCCAGAAACUUAAAGCAUUUAGCCAAAGCCAAGUCUUCAGAUAUAAUGGGGAGUCCAAAACCUGCCAUCCAGUCGAUCUCCGCGUCAGCCCUCUUGAAGCAGCAAAAGCAACAGAUGCUAGAAAUGCGGAAGAGGAAGUCGGAAGAGAUACAGAAACGAUUCCUUCAAAGCUCAAGUGGAGUCCAGAGCCCAGCAGUGCCGUGUUCGUCUCAACAGUCUGCUGCCCAGUCUCCUCGAAUUGGGGCCGAGUUCCCCAGGUUGGAAAAAACCACAGCCACACGGAUGCCUAAGCUUGGAAGAGGCUUCUCAGAAGGGGAUGAUGUUCUCUUUUUUGAUGAAUCUCCGCCACCAAGACCAAAGCUGAGUGCAGCAGCAGAAGCUAAAAAGUUAGCUGCUAUUGCAAAAUUAAGGGCAAAAGGCCAGAUUCUUACAAAAACGGAUCCAAACAGUGUUGUAAGGAAGCAGAUGUGUCCCCAAGAUGUGCUGGAAGUGAAGGAGCGUGCAGAGAAGAGCAACAUGGUUUCUCGUGAAGAAGAUGAACUGGAGCCUGCCAGGAAAAAAAGGAGAGAGCAACUUGCCUACUUAGAAUCAGACGAAUUCCAGAGAAUUCUAAAAGCAAAGUCUAAGCACACAGACAUCCUAAAAGAGGCCGAGGCUGAGCUACAGAAAUCCUAUUUUGAGCCACUAGUGAAAAAAGAACAAAUGGAAGAAAAGAUGAGGAACAUCAGAGAAGUGAAGUGCCGAGUAGUGACGUGCAGGACGUGUGCCUACACCCACUUCAAGCCACUGGAGACCUGCGUCAGCGAACAGCAUGACCUCCAUUGGCACGAUGGCACGAAGAGGUUUUUCAAAUGUCCUUGUGGAAACAGGACCAUCUCCCUGGACAGGCUCCCAAACAAGCACUGCAGUAAUUGUGGCCUCUACAAGUGGGAACGGGAUGGGAUGCUAAAGGAGAAGACUGGUCCGAAGAUAGGAGGAGAGACCCUGUUGCCAAGAGGUGAAGAGCACGCCAAGUUUCUCAACAGCCUUAAAUAACCCUCUGCGGAUGGUUUCUCACAGCCGCCCUCACUCCUCGUGCCUCUGUGUUGCCCUUCCUCCUGGUUGGCACUGUGAGGAAGAAGUGCUGGGUAAGCACCCUGCCUCCUCGCUUCCCGCUGUGCACUGGUUUGGCACCACCGUAACACUGACAGGCGCUGGGAAGUCAGCCUCCACAAUCUCUGCCGUUCACACUCCAGUGCCUGCCUUACAGCCACACAGAUGUGUGUCCCCAGUCUGAAAGGUGACCAUGGAACUGUGCAGAGAAUGAAUAUUUUAAUUUAAGUCACAGUCACGUUCAAGUGUUAAUAUGGACACCGAGAGACAAAAGAACAAACUUAGGAUGGCUAUCGGUGCUUGGUUUCCUUGUGUGUAAGCAAAGCCUGGGCUGCGUGUCUGUAGUCCCCAGCACUCACGUUCUGGGUGAAGAAUUUCCUUGCUGCUCCUGCAGUCUGAACGUGUGACACUGGAAGCCACCCUCUUUCCUUUUGUUCCGCUGUUGUUUCAAGUCACUGCCAAUUGUGACUCAGCUCUUUAAUGCUCACACUGCUAUGGGCCUCUGGAGUAGAAAUACCUAAAGGUGGCAUUGUUAAAAUAAAGCAGAUAUACAACCUGAGAAGCUGCAAAGCAUGACUCAAAAUCCAGCUGUGCAGACAGAAUCUCAUGGACUUUGGGGGUGGCAGCUAUACUUUAUUAUGUGUGUCAAGAAUCUUUUUUUUUAAAGUAAUUUUAUUAAAUUAUAAAAGUUUCCAUUUCCGCCCCUCUUCCCAACACCCUCGCACUCCCCCCAUGUGUCAAGAAUCUUAAAGAUCAAGAUCAAAGCCUCUACUUUUCCCCAGGAACUGUAGUUCUUGAGAUCAGACUGGCUGGACAACCUACUUUUCAAAUAGUAUUUGACCCGGAGGCGUGCUGGUGCUGUCUAAUGCUAGAGUAAACUGGAGGGAUCGUUACUCUGGAAUCUGAACUCUGACUGGACAGUGUCAAGAGUGUGUUCCUGUGGAAAGUAGUUACGAGGUUUUCAAGCUCCAAAGAGACAUCACAUGCUCCGGGUUUCAUACAGCGUUGUUUCUGCUCUGUGGGCAGAAGGUGCUAACCAUCGCAGAUCUAACCACCAUCCUCUUAGGAGUGCUGUGCUUACAGAACCUUUAGACUGUGCCUUCUCAUUUAACAAAGAAAAAAUAAAGUGUUUAUUAAUUAAAACCAAAGGUACUUGAAACUGAUGUUUGGAAUGAAGGUGUAUCUGAAGUCUGCCUAGAACGUGAACGGCGGAUUAUUCUUUGAGCCACGUUUACUAUGUGGGACAUGUGUUCUCAUCUGACUAGAACGUGACUGGAGCCUUCACUUACACACUGUCUUUACAAUGUUUCUGUAUUUACAAGGCUUCAUGGUGACCUGAGUCUGGAUGCCUUUAUUUUAAAACUUGAAUUUUAAACUUCUAAGUAAUUGGAAACACAGUGGAGCCACUUCCCACUUACAACUGAGUAUUGGAAGACGUGGAUUUGUGUCCGUUGUGUGUGGUUUCCCAGAAUAUUCAGGGGUAAAGAGGAGUAGCGAGAACUGCUCAUGAGCCUUAAAUAUUCAUUAAUGGAAUUAGCUUUAUAAUCCUGCUUUUUAGUGUUUUUACCAACUAGUAAAUCCUUUCAUGCAGACUCA
Myodes glareolus (Bank vole) is the source of this 4534-nucleotide messenger RNA. It is a transcript of the gene Mcm10, whose product is annotated as minichromosome maintenance 10 replication initiation factor. Gene Ontology annotation, cellular component: nuclear replication fork; nucleus. Gene Ontology annotation, biological process: DNA replication; DNA replication initiation. Lineage: Eukaryota; Metazoa; Chordata; Mammalia; Rodentia; Cricetidae. Gene Ontology annotation, molecular function: single-stranded DNA binding; DNA replication origin binding. The record is from RefSeq and is a predicted model, not a curated record.